This is a messenger RNA of Pomacea canaliculata, 2209 nucleotides long. Its product is annotated as putative inhibitor of apoptosis. The transcript is spliced from 2 exons. The coding region runs from base 65 to 1513 and encodes 482 amino acids. Gene Ontology annotation, biological process: regulation of cell cycle. Lineage: Eukaryota; Metazoa; Mollusca; Gastropoda; Architaenioglossa; Ampullariidae. Gene Ontology annotation, cellular component: nucleus; spindle microtubule; cytoplasm. The record is from RefSeq and is a predicted model, not a curated record.
UCGCUGAGUCGAAGCAUUUGAUCACAAACAAACCGAUAGUAGAAGACCAAAGAAAAGCGAAUCAAUGACUGUUUCAAAAAGAUUGAAGACGAUAAUGCAGGAUAUGCCUGCGCACAUCUACAGCAUGAGCGACGAUGUUGUCGAAGAUUCUUUCGGCGACGGCUUGGGAGGUGAGGAGAGGGAUGAUGUUUGUGUUGAUGCCCCCUGUGAACUACACCGCGAGCAGACGAGACUCGACUCCUUCCGGCACUGGCCUGUGUGGGCCCAUGCAGAUCCCAGGGACCUGGCGAAACAUGGCUUCUUCUACCUCAACGUGGACGACCAGGUGCAGUGUGUCUUCUGUGGACUGUGUGUGGGGGGAUGGAAGGAACAUCAGGAUGUUUACUUUGUGCACUGGUUUAGGGCUCGACAUUUCUGCCCCUUGAUCAAAGGAGAGCAUGUAAAUAACAUACCGAUAGACAACGAGUAUACAACAGCCCGAGGUGAGGAUUUACAUGUCACAAAGACCGGCACCACGCAGCCACGAGACACGUUUCACCUGGACCGGACUGCCACAACAUUAAUAAGCCCAGACAUUCAUCGUCAUCCUGAGAACAGUGGUUAUCGGUGUCCAGCCAACGAAGUGCCACACAGAGCAAGUGUUAGCCGCGUGUGGAGUGAUAUUGUCAAGACUGCUCACUGUCCAAGCAUGGCUGCCUUCCAGGCUCGUCUGAACACGUUCACACGGUGGCCUCUACUGCGACCCACGCCCAGGGAGCUGGCCAGAGCCGGGCUGUACCACUCGCCCUCCGACGAUCAGUCGGUCGACUCGGUCAAGUGCUUCUGGUGCGGCGAGCGGCUGCAUCGCUGGCGACCCUCGGAUGACGCGCUCGUCGAGCACGCGCGCCUGUCACCUCACUGUCGCUUUGUCAGGCGCGUGCUGGGGGACAGGUGUCAUGACGACAUCGUCAGAGCUGCUCAUGGGACUGAGACAACAAGACAAACAGGAACUGAACGACUGACCACAGAGUCAACGCCGAGUUCUGAAUUAAGCAUCAACAGGAGGAAAUCAUGGGCGGCAGACUGUCUUCUUCAGAUGGGCUUCCCUGCUGAUGUGGUCAUAGACCUUGUCUCACAGUACCCACUGGAGCUUAAUGUGAACACCCUGUGCAGCCUCGUUCUUCAGAUGACGGAGGGCGACGAGAACUCCUCGCCAUCAGAGGUACGCGAGCCGCAGUUGCAUCCGGGCACCAGUCAAGGACCAGCUUCGACGACGCAAACGCCAUCUAGCGAAAAGACGACACUGAGGAGGGAGGAAAGGACCCCACUGGCGCCCUCAGCUCUCCCGGGUGUGGGUGUGGGGCGACUGACCAACGACAAGGUUACAUGCAAAGUGUGCGCCGAGGCUGAGGUGAGGGUGACUUUUGUUCCUUGCGGUCACCUCAUUACCUGCUGGCAGUGCUCUCAGAAGGUCUCUCUUUGCCCCAUCUGCUCCGCCUUCAUUGCCGACAGGGUCGUGACCUAUCUGUCGUGACCUCUUACACUACAGUAACAAAGAAAAUAAUACGUCCAUAUGUUGCAACUUUCAUAUUUGCUUCAACCAACUCAGAAGCCAGUUCCUGGAUGUCGGUUGAAAACCAAGCAUCAAGUCAGAGCAUCGGUAUUUCAUUGCUACAAGAAUCUUUCCUGCUUGGUUUGAAACUGGUGAUGGCUUGAAACGGUUGGACAGGGUUAUCUUCUCUCACAUCGUGAACAUGCGAACAAAUCAAGAGCACAAACACAGCUUGAACUGAUGAAUUAUUGAUGGUUGUAACUUAAUUCUUUCAUAAAAGAAUAAUGCUUUAACUUUACAAAGCCUACAUAUAUAUGUGUGUUACAUAUCAUUAAAUACACGAGUGUACAUAAUUAUAAUUUAACAGUUGGCAAUAUCGUUGUAUAUUAACAGUGGAAAAUAAUUCAUGAGCACAUCUGCUACUCUACAAUUUUGUUUACAGACGUUUGUUUACAUGACAAUAUUUAUAAAUCGACACGCUUUUGUGUUACCCUUUGAUGAUAUUAUCUUUACCAGUAACAAGUCUUUACUGUUCAAACUCUUUGGCUGAAAGUAUCAAAGGCAGCUGUGUGCAUCGACUAUUUAUUAUGAAAAAUAUAUUGUUUACAUUGAAUCUAACAAAGCCGAUUCUUUUUUGUGGUUUACAGAAUUAAAAUAUUAAUUGAUGACAAUGAUAAA